AUGUUUUCCGUGAUACUGCUACUCGCCCUCCUCACGCCAGUCUCCGCGUCCUUGUACCCCACCCAACCUAUCCAAAACACCGUCUACUACGCUGGACAGACCGCUCUGACGGGAUGGAUAGAUGACGGGACGUACCCGCUGCUGAACAACAUGGGGGGCAUCACUAUACAGCUAUACUGCGAUUCUGACACGUACCUCGCGACACUCGCUACGAACGUGAGCCCUGGAGUCAAGUCUUAUCAGUUGGAUAUACCCAGGAGUCUUGUGCAGCUGCAUACUGGCUCGAAUUUCACUCUGCGUUACCUCACGAGUAUACCGUAUGAUAUGGUCAUCUACAGCGCGGACUUUGGGAUCGUGGUUCAGGGCGACUCUCUUCCGACACCGACGAAUGCUAGUGCGAGUUCGAGGUCUACGAGCCAGAAUCUGUUCUUUCAGGCGACUCACACACCGUCACUGUCGCUGGCACCUUCUGAGUCUGGAACUUCAGCUUCAACAUCAACGCCAGGCAGCGUGAUACCACCCCUCCGUCCAGGCGACGUCGGGACCAUCGAUCAACCCUCUAGGAACAGCGCGGCGGGCCGCAUCGAUAUCGAGAAACUCAAGUUCCGGGUGGUGUUUAUCCUGUGGCCUGCGUUGUUGGGCGUUACGAUGGCUCUUUAA
Suillus plorans is the source of this 660-nucleotide messenger RNA. RefSeq lists its product as uncharacterized. The coding region runs from base 1 to 660 and encodes 219 amino acids. Lineage: Eukaryota; Fungi; Basidiomycota; Agaricomycetes; Boletales; Suillaceae. The record is from RefSeq and is a predicted model, not a curated record. The transcript has 3 exons.